ACGGUCGUAAUACGGUCCAUGGAAAUACGGCGAAUUUACGGCCGCUUACGGCCGUAAAAUCGCCGUAUACGGCAGUAUACGACGCCGUAAACGGCCGUAAAAUCGCCGUAUACGGCAGUAUACGACGCCGUAAACGGCCGUAUACUGCCGUGUCUGGUUGCUGUAAUGCUCGUUCUGGGUUUCUUUGAUUGUAUAAUUGAAUGUCUUUUGCUGCUUUUGCAAAGAAGAAAGUGUAAUGUCGUCGUCUACAUCGAUUCAGUAGCUACACGCUCUUGUAAAAGUUUUUUUUCUGCUUUGCUAGUCAAAAAAAAAAUUUUCAGAAUCGAGCAGUGCGACACACCGCUCCUCCCCUUUAGUUACAUCCUGUGUUUGUGACCACAGAUUUCCUUUCUCUCUUUAAAGAACAAAGCAAUGAAAAUUUUAUUAGUACAUCGAGCUGAAGCAGUAUUUAUUCGGUAUUGUAUCCGUAUAAGGCAUGUGCACAUAGACAAUAUAAAAUUAUUGCAGCCAUAUGGUCGAUAGAAUUUCGAUGACUUACGGUACGAUGACGACCAUGACUGUGACCAAGAAAUAUUGAUGACGCCGAUAUCUGGUCGAAUGGCUUCUUCAGAAAUUGCCAGAGAGUGGAAAUGAAAAAACAAAUUCCUUACGAGGUCUUUGAAACUCGCUAAAGAAUUCAAUAAGAAGUGCAUAGCUUCUAUGUUUUAAAUUCAAGCACGAGUUCUGAAAAGCUAAUCUAUCAAAAAUAGAAUUUAAAAUGCGAUUUCAAAGAUUGAUAGAUCUGGUUUCGUAACUCUGUCAUUAGAUAAGAGAAUCUUCUCUAACAAGUAAAGUACAUUGGUACAUGGAAUAGGAAGAAUACAUUUUCGAAUAUAUGGAAAAUAUUAUAUUUUGGAACGAUUUCUAUCAAUGCGAAACGUACUGUAUCAGAAUCAUAAUUGACUUACAACAUCAUAUAAAAUCAAUAAUUCUUUUAUUCAGUACAUUUUUUGUUGCUAUAGAAGUGCAGAAUUAUUUUGUCUAUUAACUACGAAGGGCAUCAUUUGACCGUUUGAAAUUACAUUGAAUAAAUACAGAAUGAAAAACAUCAAUGCUUUUUAAAUACAAUAAAAAAAAUUCAGUAAUAUUUUAUAACAAUGACAAACAUCACUUUAUCUAAUGAAAUAUCUUCAUAUGAUACUCAAGGUGCUAUCAUAUUUAUCUUUGGUGUUAUAGUUCGGUAUGCUAUUGGAUUUGGUCUUAUUCUUAUUGAUAAGAUUGAUCCACGAUCAUAUCAUAUAAAAAGAUAUAGAUAUACAAAUAUUUAUAAAGCAGUUAAUGAUUUAUAUGAAUAG
This is a messenger RNA of Rotaria sp. Silwood2, 1334 nucleotides long. The record is from the annotation of a GenBank genome assembly. NCBI's taxonomy places the organism in Eukaryota, Metazoa, Rotifera, Eurotatoria, Philodinida, Philodinidae.